Racocetra persica is the source of this 615-nucleotide messenger RNA. The record is from the annotation of a GenBank genome assembly. Lineage: Eukaryota; Fungi; Glomeromycota; Glomeromycetes; Diversisporales; Gigasporaceae.
UGUUGUUAUUGAUUCAUUGAAUAACUCGCUUCUAAAAAAUCUUAAGAUCCUAUCAGUUCAUAACAAUCAAUUUAAGAAAGCACUUGAAUUUUAUUCAGAACAGAAUCGACAGGAAGAGGUUCACGAUGAAUUCUACAAGGACAUGGGUAAAGCAUUCUUUAGCGAGAGUUAUGGAAUUUUUUUAAAUUGUCAUGAGAAUUUUUAUGAGUUCAAAAAAGUAUUUGAUUACUGCGAAAGAUAUCAAGAUCGAAGUUUACCACUUGGUAAGAGGUUGCUCGCCUAUGCAUUCAUUGAGUGUAUAGUAUUUUUCCCAUUCUUCGCAUGGAUAACCCGACAUCGAUAUAUGAGACACAUUCCUGCAACCAUCAAGGGUAAUAAUUGGGUUCGAGUAGAAGAAGGAAUGCAUGUUAGUGGGCAUUCCUAUGUUUAUAAGAUCAUCGGAGGAGUUAGUAAACUACGAGCUGAAGAAAUAUGCUCCGAACUUGUUGACUGUGUUAAAAAUAUGUGGGAAACAAGAAUUCUUAGCGAUGGUAAAAAUGAAGUUAAUGGGUUUACAUUGGUAAAGGUUCAAAAGUAUAUUGAUCAUCUUCAAGAAACCAUGUUAAACACGACCGG